Penicillium lagena is the source of this 303-nucleotide messenger RNA. RefSeq lists its product as uncharacterized. NCBI's taxonomy places the organism in Eukaryota, Fungi, Ascomycota, Eurotiomycetes, Eurotiales, Aspergillaceae. The coding region runs from base 1 to 303 and encodes 100 amino acids. The transcript is spliced from 3 exons. The record is from RefSeq and is a predicted model, not a curated record.
AUGCGCGUGUCAACCAUCCUCGUGGCCCUCGUCUCAACCCUCGCCCUAGGCGUGGAGUCGAAGAAGAUCAACAUGCACUGCUCAUUCGCCGCAGACCACACGGGGAUGCUCCAGAAUCCCUACUGCUGCCGGGGCUUCCAGCCAGCGAGGCACAAUGCUCAGGCCAACCAGGCUACUGACUGUGAGGAACUGAAGACGCCUCAGCUGUGUGAGGAUCAGUCUCGGCCUGCAUGCUGCUACACAAUUGGCCCGGAGUAUAUUUGCACUUCGCACGUUGUCUUCCAGAAUGCGGAGGAUGUGUGA